Messenger RNA from Quercus robur (English oak), 1581 nucleotides. RefSeq lists its product as uncharacterized. Gene Ontology annotation, molecular function: nucleic acid binding; RNA-DNA hybrid ribonuclease activity. Bases 1 to 1581 code for a protein of 526 amino acids. Gene Ontology annotation, biological process: DNA integration. The transcript has 2 exons. The record is from RefSeq and is a predicted model, not a curated record. Lineage: Eukaryota; Viridiplantae; Streptophyta; Magnoliopsida; Fagales; Fagaceae.
AUGGAGAAGUUGGCCUUCACGUUGAUAACUGCUGCGCGAAAACUCAAACCGUACUUCCAAGCACACACAAUCGUUGUCUUGACGGACAAGCCCUUGAGAAGAGCUAUAAGUAGCCCCGAGGCAGCAGGAAGAAUGGCUUUAUGGGCUAUAGAGCUCAGCAAGUUUGACAUACACUACCGUUCGCGAACGGCUAUAAAAGGACCGGUGGUGGCUAAUUUCAUCGCCGAAUUCACUCUUGGAGACGGCCAGGGGGCAGAGGAUACACAACAGUGGAAUAUUUAUACGGACGGAUCUUUAAAUAGAAGAGCAGGAGGGGCUAGCGUAGUGAUCCAAACCCUGGAGGGGGAUAAGAUCGAGUGCAAGAUCCGACUAGAUUUCCCCACAACCAAUAACGAGACAGAAUAUGAAACCUUGGUGGCAGGGCUAGACCUCGCAAAGGCUGCAGGUGCUGAAAACGUGGUUGUACAUUGCGACUCACAGGUAGUAACAAAUCGGAUUAAUGGCGGCUACAAGUGUAAGAAUGAAAGGAUGAAGAGGUAUCUAGAAGAGGUAAAGAAUCAAAUUAGCAGCCUCGAAGUCAGAUUCUUUCAAAUACCGAGAGGGGAAAACGAAUGCGCCGACCGAUUAGCAAAAGCAGCCUCGGCAGAAUUAAUGCUUGUCCCCGAUCAGGUAUUGUCAUUUGUCCAAGUCUCCUCACUUAUUGAUGAUGGAACAAAUGUGCAGGAACUAAAUUCUGAAAGCAAUUGGACUACACCUUUGAUAUCGUAUCUCAAGACUGGCGUGUUACUAGACGGUAGUGAUACCGCUAGAAAGGUGAAGGUCCAAGUAUCACGAUUCGUGCUGAUAAAAGGUGUUUUAUACAAAAGAGGGUUCUCUCGGCCGUACCUGAGGUGUCUAUGCCACGAAGAAGCAGAUUACGUAAUGAGAGAAGUUCACGAGGGUAUCUGCGGAAACCACUCUAGGGCGCGGUCAUUAGUGCACAAGUUGAUCCGAGCAGGAUACUAUUGGCCUACAAUGAUGAAGGACGCACAGGCCUAUGUCAACGCCUGCGACAAGUGUCAAAGGUUCAGUAAUCUCAUCAGGCAACCAUCCGAGGAACUAACCCCCAUGACGGCCCUUUGGCCCUUCGCUCAAUGGGGACUAGAUAUCAUGGGCCCCUUCCCAGCAGCAGUUAGGUACAGGAUACCCAGAGUGCUUGUCUCCGACAACGAAAAGCAAUUCAACAACAACGCAUUUAGGGACUUUUGCUCGGAGCUAGGUAUCAAGAAUCACUACUCGUCGCGAGCACACCCACAGGCCAACGGGCAAGUUGAAGUCACGAACCGGUCCUUACUCAAGAUCAUCAAGACCCGACUCGAGGGGGCAAAGGGUAUCUGGCUAGACGAGCUGCCAAGCGUUCUGUGGGCAUACAGAACUACAGCAAGAACGCCCACGGGAGAAACGCCAUUUCGAUUAGCAUACAGAAGUGAAGCUGUCAUCCCAGCAGAAGUAAGGCUUACAAGCUUUCGGAUGGAGAGUUACAACGAGAAUAAGAACGAAGAGGCCAUGCGACUUCAGCUCGACCUUGUGGACGAGGUAUGA